GCACGCCAAAAAUAUUAUUCAGAUCAGCAGGCACAUUAACUGAUACACAAGCAAGGCGGCUAGCUACAGCUAGCUGGUGCGUGCAGUGCAUGCAAAUGGCGGCUUCCCUGGGACUGAACCCUGAAGCUCUCUUCGCUUCAUACUCGUCUGCCUACUCCUCCUCCUCGCCGUUCGUGUCCGACUACGCGGCGAGCUUCCCGGCGGCCGUCGACUCCGCCACGGCCUUCUCCGCGGAGCUCGAUGACCUUCACCACUUCGACUACUCACCGGCGCCGAUCUUCACAGCUGUCGGAGCCGGGGCUGGCGGCGAUCGCAACGAGAAGAUGAUGAUGUGGUGUGAGGGCGGUGGUGAUGAAAAGAGACUCAGAAGCAGUGGAAGGAUCGGGUUCAGAACGAGAUCAGAGGUGGAGAUCUUGGACGAUGGAUUCAAAUGGAGGAAGUAUGGGAAGAAGGCUGUCAAGAACAGCCCAAAUCCAAGGAACUACUACCGCUGCUCGUCGGAGGGCUGCGGCGUGAAGAAGCGGGUGGAGAGGGACCGCGACGACCCCCGCUACGUCAUCACCACCUACGACGGCGUCCACAACCACGCCAGUCCCGGAGCCGCCGCCAUCAUCCAGUACGGCGGCGGCGGCGGCAAUAGCGGCUUCUACAGCCCGCCGCACAGUGGCUCGCCGUCGGCUGCCUCAUACUCGGGCUCCUUCGUCUUCUGACUUUUCCGGGCCUUGACCUUGACCCAGAGUGAUUUACCUUUACCCCAGUCGUAGGAUGAGAAGAGUGUUCAGAGAGAUCAGUUCAGCGGCCGGCUAAAUUCCGACCUGCUUGUACAUUUUUACACACUUGUGCAGUACAAGUAAUAAUAUUUAAGCUAGAAGCAGUGUACUCUACUUUAUUUACCUCAAUUAUUGGUUACCUCUUGUGAUGAUGCAUCAUCAAUCAUCACUAGGAUAAUUGAUGACAAACAUGUUUUUCACUUAAUUAGUUUCUUUGUGUACACGACGUUUGUAAUAUGCCGUAUAGCUGAAAGGUUGCUGAUUUAGCUUGGCUUCUCUUGUUCGGUAUUUGAUACCAUGAUCAACAAUUAUGCUGAACAAAUGCAUUGUAACCCUGAAGGGAUAUGUUAAUAUUCUAGAUCGAUUGAUA
Sorghum bicolor (sorghum) is the source of this 1140-nucleotide messenger RNA. Its product is annotated as probable WRKY transcription factor 50. The transcript has 3 exons. NCBI's taxonomy places the organism in Eukaryota, Viridiplantae, Streptophyta, Magnoliopsida, Poales, Poaceae. Gene Ontology annotation, biological process: regulation of DNA-templated transcription. Bases 90 to 710 code for a protein of 206 amino acids. Gene Ontology annotation, molecular function: DNA-binding transcription factor activity; sequence-specific DNA binding. The record is from RefSeq and is a predicted model, not a curated record.